Messenger RNA from Acaulospora morrowiae, 378 nucleotides. NCBI's taxonomy places the organism in Eukaryota, Fungi, Glomeromycota, Glomeromycetes, Diversisporales, Acaulosporaceae. The record is from the annotation of a GenBank genome assembly.
AUGUCUCUUCUCCCACCAACUUUUGAAAGACAAAAAUUAACAAUUGCAAAAAGAAGGUUUGAAUUCCAUUCUAAAACCAUUUACAAAAAGCAUAGAGCAACUCAGAACAUGGGUAUUACAAUUGAAGAAGUGGAAUGGCAGAUCUAUGAUAAAGAAGAAAUCACAAAUAAUCAUAUAUAUCAAUGCAUCCAAAGUAGUAAAGAACAGUCUAAAAUGUUGAAAGUUUUUACAAAACCAAUCUAUUCUAAUAUGAUUAGACUCAAUGAUAACAGUUGUAUAUAUCAACCAUCAGAAAAGCAUGUUAGCUUCUCAGACAAGUCGAAUUGCAGAGAAAAUAAGGAAAAUAUGUAUAAAUUGAAAGAUCAGAAUUCAAGUGCA